Messenger RNA from Monodelphis domestica (gray short-tailed opossum), 2425 nucleotides. Lineage: Eukaryota; Metazoa; Chordata; Mammalia; Didelphimorphia; Didelphidae. The record is from RefSeq and is a predicted model, not a curated record.
GUUGCGUCAGCUUUUGGUGGUUUGCAAAAAGCUACAAGGAAUUGAAGUGGACAAUCAUGGGCCAGACUGGAAAGAAAUCCGAUAAGGGAUCAGUUUGUUGGCGGAAGCGCGUAAAAUCUGAAUACAUAAGACUGAGGCAGCUCAAGAGGUUCAGACGAGCUGAUGAAGUAAAGAGUAUGUUUAAUUCUAAUCGGCAGAAGAUUCUAGAAAGGACAGAAAUCUUAAACCAAGAAUGGAAACAGCGAAGGAUACAGCCUGUACACAUCAUGACUUCUGUGAGCUCAUUGCGCGGGACCAGGGAGUGUUCUGUGACCAGUGAUUUGGAUUUUCCAAAGCAAGUCAUCCCAUUAAAGACUUUGAAUGCUGUUGCUUAAGUACCUAUAAUGUAUUCUUGGUCUCCCCUACAGCAGAAUUUUAUGGUGGAAAUGAGAGUUUUACAUAACAUUCCUUAUAUGGGGGAUGAAGUCCUUGAUCAGGAUGGAACUUUCAUUGAAGAAUUAAUUAAAAAUUAUGAUGGGAAAAUACAUGGAGAUAGAGAAUGUGGGUUUAUAAAUGAUGAGAUUUUUGUGGAGUUGGUGAAUGCUCUUGGUCAAUACAGUGAUGAUGAAGAUGAUGAUGAUGGGGAUGAUCCUAAUUUGAGAGAUGAAAAACAAAAAGAUUUAGAGGAUAACAGAGAUGAUGAUAAAGAAAGCCACCCACCUCGGAAAUUUCCUUCUGACAAGAUUUUUGAAGCCAUUUCCUCAAUGUUUCCUGAUAAGGGAACAUCAGAAGAGCUAAAGGAGAAGUACAAAGAACUAACAGAGCAGCAACUUCCGGGAGCCCUUCCUCCUGAAUGUACACCAAACAUAGAUGGACCAAAUGCUAAGUCCGUUCAGAGGGAGCAAAGCCUGCACUCAUUUCAUACUCUCUUCUGCAGGUGCUGCUUUAAAUAUGACUGUUUCUUAUAUCCAUUCCAUGCAACACCCAACACUUAUAAGCGGAAGAACACAGAAACAGCACUAGAUAAUAAAUCUUGUAGACCACACUGUUACCAGCAUUUGGAAGGGGCAAAAGAGUUUGCUGCUGCUCUCACUGCAGAGCGAAUCAAGACCCUGCCUAAGCGCCCAGGAGGUCGUCGAAGAGGAAGGCUUCCAAAUAACAGCAGUAGACCCAGCACACCAACUAUUAACAUGCUGGAAUCAAAGGAUACAGACAGUGAUAGGGAAGCUGGGACUGAAACAGGGGGAGAAAAUAAUGAUAAGGAGGAGGAAGAAAAGAAAGAUGAAACUUCCAGCUCUUCUGAGGCAAACUCCAGGUGUCAAACGCCAAUAAAAAUGAAGCCAAAUAUUGAACUUCCUGAGAAUGUGGAAUGGAGUGGUGCUGAAGCCUCAAUGUUCAGAGUUCUUAUUGGCACUUACUAUGAUAAUUUUUGUGCCAUUGCUAGGUUGAUUGGGACCAAAACAUGUAGACAGGUCUAUGAGUUUAGAGUAAAAGAAUCUAGUAUUAUAGCUCCAAUUCCUGCUGAGGAUGUUGAUACGCCUCCAAGAAAGAAAAAAAGGAAACACCGGUUGUGGGCUGCACAUUGCAGAAAGACACAACUGAAAAAGGAUGGCUCCUCUAACCAUGUUUACAACUAUCAACCCUGUGAUCAUCCACAUCAGCCUUGUGACAGUUCUUGCCCAUGCGUGAUUGCUCAAAACUUUUGUGAGAAGUUUUGUCAGUGUAGCUCAGAAUGCCAAAACCGAUUCCCUGGGUGCCACUGUAAAGCACACUGCAACACUAAACAGUGCCCUUGCUAUCUGGCUGUGCGUGAGUGUGAUCCAGACCUCUGUCUCACAUGUGGGGCUGCGGAUCCCUGGGACAGCAAAAACGUGUCCUGCAAGAACUGUAGCAUACAGAGAGGAUCCAAAAAGCAUUUACUGUUGGCACUAUCUGAUGUGGCAGGUUGGGGAAUUUUCAUCAAAGAUCCUGUGCAAAAGAAUGAAUUCAUCUCUGAAUACUGUGGUGAGAUCAUUUCUCAGGAUGAGGCUGACAGAAGAGGAAAAGUUUAUGAUAAGUACAUGUGCAGCUUUCUCUUCAACUUGAAUAACAAUUUUGUGGUGGAUGCAACUCGUAAGGGUAACAAAAUUCGUUUUGCAAAUCAUUCAGUAAAUCCCAACUGCCAUGCAAAAGUUAUGAUGGUUAACGGUGAUCACAGGAUAGGUAUUUUUUCUAAGAGAGCCAUCCAGACUGGUGAAGAGCUGUUUUUUGACUACAGAUAUAGCCAGGCUGAUGCCCUGAAGUAUGUGGGCAUUGAAAGAGAAAUGGAAAUCCCUUGAUAUCAUCAGCUACCUCCUCUUUAAAACAGCUGCCUUAUUUUCAGGAAUUUCUAGUACUGUGGGCAAUUUUAGACAAAUAAAAUGCAAUUUGAAAUUCUGAAUUUGCAAAGUACUGUAAGAGUAAUUUA